AGUUAACCCAGCUGUUUCUGUCCGUCCCCCCAGAUGAGAACCUGUCCCUGUGCUGGCAGCACGUCACAGCAGACCUGGUCUGCCAGAGUCCUCUGCUUGGGGCCCAGGUCACCUUCAUGGACUGCUGCUGUCUGUACGGGGAGGGCUGGGGUAUGGAGUGUGCCCUGUGCCCCCCCACCGACUCCGAGGACUACUCCUCUCUGUGCAGCUCCUUCCUCCCUCUGUUUCCAGACCCCGGAGCUGAAACCGGAGUGAGACCAGGAGCCGGACGAGGCCGCGGGGGGGCAGCUCCUCCGUACCCCCCCUACAGUCCAGACUCGUUCCCUGCAGCGCUGCCCCCUGACUACGAAGACUACUCUGCAGCGGGCGGCAGCAGGACGGCCUUCAGAGGGAGGACACCGGACGGGUCCUACGGCCGGCAGGAGUACAGCACUGGUUAUUACCCUGAAGGAGACUUCGGCCCCCCCGAUGCCGACCCCCGGGCCGAGAGAGGGUUCGGGGCGCGUCCCCCCCCCCCGGCCCGGCCAGACGCCCCCCCCCUCAGCCUGUCUCCCUACGAGCUGCAGCCGGACCCGGAGGACACGGAGGAGCCGUGGAGGCCGUCCCCCCCGUUCACCGGGAGACAAGGGGGGGGGACGCAGCGCAGGGUCUAUGAGA
This is a messenger RNA of Etheostoma cragini (Arkansas darter), 657 nucleotides long. RefSeq names its product latent-transforming growth factor beta-binding protein 4-like. The annotation marks the transcript as partial. The record is from RefSeq and is a predicted model, not a curated record. NCBI's taxonomy places the organism in Eukaryota, Metazoa, Chordata, Actinopteri, Perciformes, Percidae. The transcript has 4 exons.